UCUCAACUUCCUGAUUUUCCAACUUCCCUCCGCAACAUUACCACGAUUGGACACCGGGCGUUCUCAUUGCCCCUUCGACAAGAUGCCCGUCACCCUGACCACAGCCGAGCAUUCACCCCGCAGAUGGAAGGCAACAAAGGUAUCCUCCGCCGAAGAGCUGCUUAAGGGCUCAAGCCCGAAGAAUUAUCGCCGCAGCCGAAAGUUGAUACAGAACUCAUUUUCUCAAAGCCUGUUGGACACGUCUCACGUCUCAGCCUCGAAUCAUGGCUUUGUCUGGGCCGUGUUCCACGCCUACAGUGACCAUCACCAUCUGACACUCAGGCCCGAAGACGUGUGGUUUUCCAUUCUCACUCAGCUCGGUUUCUUUGUGAAUGCGCAUGCAGAGGAGCUACGGUCCUUUUUUGUUGCCCACGAGGGACAAAAGGAACUGAAGGUGUACGAUGUGGGAACUGUGGAGACUGUUGAUUUUGGCAGGAUGGCCUUGUACAUGACAAGUCUCAUUGAGAAAAAUGUGGUGGAUGAGGAUCUACGAAACUGGAUCAUGCCGGAUUUCAGCACCACGACCGAGUCCGACAAAGUUGUCGGCGCUAUCUUGAUGAUGGGUGCCUUACAGAAAUACUUCUCCUAUACGAUGUCCACGCUAUGUGGGAUUCCAUCCGUGACCUUGUUAGGCGAGCGAGAGGACUGGGCGCGAAUGGUGACAAAACUUGACAAGCUACGUCAGCUGGGAGAUGAGCCCGCGCGAUUUGCUCAGCUGCUUCGACCAGUCCUGAAUCAUUUUGUUGCAUCAUUCGAUCGACCCGACGCACCGGAUGUGCUGACCUUCUGGAGCAAAUGCGCACACGAAGAAUCGAUGGGAAGCGGACCAGAUUAUCUGACUGGGUGGAUCACAGUCUUUUGUUUCUGGGACGAAGAUGGAAAGUUAUUGCACCGAGAAAACAUACACUCCUCCUCCUCGCGAGAAUUCGAGUCAGGGGAGACUGAGUUCGGGCUGGAUGACGCUUUAUCGCGCCAUGUUGACACAGGCGACGUUCCAUCAGGUCACGCCUCCGUACCGGUCACUGUUGAUGAUAAUGGGACUGUAUAUGACACAGUCAUGCUUGCCGGGUUAGUCGGCAUCGAAGCCACGUCGAGCGGGGCAAUGUUGGAUGGCACGAACAAUCAUGCCCAUUCCGGGGUAUACCUUGAGACGCGUCCCUACCACCCUUCAGCUCCUACCGAGAGAGCUGAUCUCAAUUCGAUUCAGCCGUUGUCGGGGUGGUGGAUGUAUGAAAAAGAGCGAGCAGAAGACGCCGAGAAUCGCACCCGUGAGGUGCAGAAGAUUGAUAAUGAGAUAUCAGCCUUGGACCCACGAGAUGAUACCUCUCGUCGAGAGCGGCUCAGACUGUACACAAGACUAGAGGAGCUUAGAGCCUUCUGAUCUAGUUAUCCAUGAUGAGAAGGCUUCAGCCGGCCACAAGUACCUUAC
This is a messenger RNA of Aspergillus candidus, 1468 nucleotides long. RefSeq names its product DUF4419 domain-containing protein. The coding region runs from base 83 to 1420 and encodes 445 amino acids. The record is from RefSeq and is a predicted model, not a curated record. The transcript has a single exon. Lineage: Eukaryota; Fungi; Ascomycota; Eurotiomycetes; Eurotiales; Aspergillaceae.